AUGAUGAACGAUUCUCUAAAUAAAUUGGAAAUGGAGUAAACAGCCUAGUUUUUUAAUCCAAGCAAAAAAAUACUGAAAUAGAGAACUAUUAAAAAAUUGCAACCAAUUGUGGAUGAAUAAAUAGUGAAUGAAUUUUCCAUUCCUACAUUUAGUAGGAAGUUAAGUUAGCAAGAGAUAUUCGACUUCGAUUAAAUAGUUUAGCAACAGCUUCUAAAAUAUAACAGUCAACCAAAUAUUUUGUAAAUAAAUCAAAAUUUUAACAAUCUCUAUCUCUUAAAGUCUUCAUAAAAAUCAAAUAACAUUCAAACACCUUUAAAAUCUCUUAUAGGAGUUUAAUAAAGAUUAAUAUUUCCAAAAAAUUAAUCAAACCAAAUCAUAAUUAACGAAUAAAGUAAAUAAUCAACUCCUGAAAAAUGUAGAAGAAAUAUAAGAGUUUUACUUAAUCCUUUUAAUUUGGAGAGGAAAUUGUCAGAUAUAUAAUAGAAUAAAAGCUCGUCUCAAAGUUUAAGACCCUCAUAAUCAUAAGGAAGAACUUUCCUAUAAAGAAAAGCAUAAAUUGGUGUCUUAAAUAGAAUAUUCUCUUCUAGAUCAUAGGAUAAGAUUUGA
This is a messenger RNA of Paramecium pentaurelia, 606 nucleotides long. The record is from the annotation of a GenBank genome assembly. NCBI's taxonomy places the organism in Eukaryota, Ciliophora, Oligohymenophorea, Peniculida, Parameciidae.